UUUAGCGGGUUCGAAGAAGAAGUACAGUACCUUUUAAAUGUUUGAUGCCGGGCUGAUCCAACGUUAUGGUUCUAGGGUCCAAGUACCAGGCAGUGCUGUCUACAAUUUACAGCAACGACAUGGACACCAGCCCAGUUUUAGGUUGCACUAGAGCACAUUGAUUUCUCAUGAUGACAUCGAAACCACAGCCCCAGUUGGCAGUGGCACCCCUGCCAUGGAUAGAGAUCCUAACCUAUUGGGUGCUAUCCUUUGGAUCUCAUCUGUACUCUUUCUACCAGCUGCAUAGAUUCUCCAAAGAGCAUGAAGCAGGAUUACAGAGAGAAUUCCAUUUGGAAAAGGGCCUUCUCAAUGGUUUUAAUAGGGACACAUCUGACUUUGAGUGGAGUUUCUGGACCGGAUGGGCAAAGAGGUCUUUGCUUUGGACUCUGAUUGGUCAUGGUGUGAUAUCAAGAUUGACCAGCAUCUUUUACCCCAAGUUAAGGCUGCCAGCACUCACAUUGUAUGGCCUCUUAGCUGCCACAAAUGUGCUGGGGAUUAAAGGUGUGAGUGUGCUGCUGGUACAUCUGGGCCUCUCCUUCUCUGUGGCCCAACUACGAAAACCGGCUCUGUCCUGGGCCUGUAAUUUGCUGCUGCUCUGUACUUUUCAUAUUCAACAACUUCAAGAGAUACAGAGAGGCUGGUAUGAGACCGAGGAGGAGUACUAUCUGCUGCUCUUCAGUGUCGCUGUAUGCGGUCUACGCUUCAUCAGCUUCAGCCUGGAGCAUUGCUGGUGCCCCUUAGAACGUGGUGGAAUAGAGCAGCUCUACUGGCUGUUUUCAUAUACCUUCUAUCAUCCUUUUUUCUACAAUGGACCCAUUAUAACAUAUAAAGACUAUGUUGAGCAGAUGUGGAGGCCUGCUGAGGAGAGUGACAAGGACAAAUCUGCUUUUAGCUACUUUGUGCUAAGAUCAGGACGGAUCAUACUGUGGUGGUGCAUCGCAGAAUACAUGAUCCAUGUAAUAUAUAUGCACUCCAUCCAGUCUAAUGAGACCUACUUAGAGAUUCUUCCUCCUUGGGCCUUAGGAGGUCUGGCCCUGGCCCUGGUCCAGUUUUUCUUUGUUAAGUAUCUGGUUCUGUUCGGUCUUCCAUCCAUGCUGGCUACUUCAGAUAAUCUAGUUCCUCCAAAGCUUCCUCGAUGUGUCAGCAUCAUGUACAGUUUCACAGGAAUGUGGAGGCACUUUGAUGAGGGCCUGUAUCGAUGGCUCAUCAGAUACAUCUAUGUGCCAUUAGGAGGUUCACAUCACGGUCCUCUUUACAAGAUGUUUUCCACUGGCCUCGCGUUUGGAUUCGUCUGCCUCUGGCACGGAGGCCAUGACUACCUGCGGUACUGGGCUCUGAUGAAUUGGGCAGGAGUCCUGGUGGAGAAUGGGCUGAAAUCACUCUUCGCUUCAUCCUUUAUUCACUCCAUUGUUGAGCAGAAUUUCUCUGCGGAACUGCCUUCUACAACAAUCACUCAGUGGAAUCUGUUAUUUUUCUCUAAUCACUAUCAGUUCUUCAACCCUGGAGCAUUCUGGCUUCUGAUUGUGUCACACAAUUGUGCGGCCUCUAGCUUCAAGAGCUAA
This is a messenger RNA of Labrus bergylta (ballan wrasse), 1601 nucleotides long. Lineage: Eukaryota; Metazoa; Chordata; Actinopteri; Labriformes; Labridae. The record is from RefSeq and is a predicted model, not a curated record.